AUGAGGCACAACUCUCACCGGCUGCUCCUCCCCCUCCUCCUCCGAAGAACCUACGCUACGACCGCAACCCCACCCCUAAUCACAAAAACCACCAUUCCAGCGGCACACACAGGCCACAUAACCCUUCUGACCCUCUCCCACCCCUCAGCCAAAAAUGCCAUCUCAAGCGCACUCCUGAACGAACUCCGCCAGCACAUCACCCCCCUCCUCCACCCAACCUCAUCCUCACCCUCCACCCGCGCACUGGUCCUCGCCAGCAACGUCCCGGGCGUCUUCUGCGCGGGCGCGGACCUGAAAGAGCGUGCGACAUUCACGCCAGAACAGACGGCAACGUUCCUCGCGAACCUGCGAGGCGCGCUACGGGACAUUUCCACCCUGCCGAUCCCCACGAUUUCCGCCAUCAGCGGGCUCGCGCUGGGCGGGGGACUCGAGCUGGCACUGGCGACGGACCUGCGCAUCCUAGGCACCCGCGCGCAGGUCGGCUUGCCCGAGACCAGGUUGGGAAUCAUCCCUGGCGCUGGGGGCACCUACCGUCUCCCGCUGCUGAUCGGGGUUUCCAGGGCUAAGGAUUUGAUUUUCACGGGCAGGAGGGUUGGAGCUGAGGAAGCGCUGCGUUUGGGAUUGGCGAAUAGGGUUUUCGAGGUCCCGGAGGGGGAAGGUGGGGAGGGGAUGGAGGUGGUUACGACGGCUGCCGUGGAACUUGCCGGGGAGAUUUGCGGGGGUGGGCCGGUCAGCCUGAGGAUGGGGAAACGGGCUAUCGAUGGGUGCUGCGAGGAGGCGGAGAAUAAGGCCUAUGAGGGUGUGGUUGCCACGGAGGAUCGGAACGAGGCGUUGAAGGCCUUCAGGGAGAAGAGGACGCCCGUGUUCAAGGGCAGGUAG
This is a messenger RNA of Tuber aestivum (summer truffle), 879 nucleotides long. NCBI's taxonomy places the organism in Eukaryota, Fungi, Ascomycota, Pezizomycetes, Pezizales, Tuberaceae. The record is from the annotation of a GenBank genome assembly.